Aspergillus heteromorphus CBS 117.55 is the source of this 816-nucleotide messenger RNA. RefSeq lists its product as uncharacterized. Lineage: Eukaryota; Fungi; Ascomycota; Eurotiomycetes; Eurotiales; Aspergillaceae. The transcript has a single exon. Bases 1 to 816 code for a protein of 271 amino acids. The record is from RefSeq and is a predicted model, not a curated record.
AUGUCCACGGUGGUAUCGGAUUACUUUGACCGCCCCUGCAAGAAGAUCACCAAAGUAUUCCAUUCUUCCCAGUUCAUGAAAGUGGGGGACGACACCGCGUCCUAUGACAGGAUCAAGACCCGGCUCAGACACAAGGCAAGCCUGCAGGAGAGGCACAUGCCAGACAAAAUCAAUAUCCAGAAAGACUGGAUCAGACGACACAAGGAGAACGAGGAGUUGGAGUUUGCUCUCCUGCAGCGGAUCACCUGUCUGGAGAGAGUCAAAAGACAGAAGGAGGAAGAGCAGCCGGCAUCCUCUUUGAUACAUACCCCGGGCCCUUCCAAUCCUAAGCGGCAAGUCACGCUGGCGGAGGAACACUACUUCCGCUGCCAGAGGGCAUCCAGAGCGUUGGACUACGACAAACCAUCAGGCUCUCUGACCGACGAGUUUGACUUUCUUCGGCACCAUCGAAACAGCGACGGACAGACGCUGGCAUGGGAAGAGGACAGGAUCGCCUGUGCCUUACUCGGCGGCUGCUGUGGUCGGAGGUGCCGGUGCUGCGAGAGGCCUUUGCGGUGCUAUAUCAUGCCCGACUCCGGCGAGGGAAAGGAGAUGGUCGGGUUCCACGGCCACUGUACCGCUGAAUGUGGUUGCUGCAUGCGCCAUCGGGGAUUCUACCGACCAGACUCGCGGCUGAAAGCUCUCGAUCCCGAACUGGCGACGAAGAUAGCCGUCUUCAACAAGAGUCACUAUGUUGAAGAGGACAGUGCCGAGGAAGCAGGGGAUCCAGUGGCCGAUGCUUUGGCAGUGGUCGAUGCUUUGAAGCGUCAAGCCUGA